GCUCGUGAAAUAUAAGCUCAGAAAACAAACCGAGCGAUCACAGCAGCAGCCCGGGCGGCGGCAGCAGCAGCAGCAGGAGGAGGAGCAGGAGGAGGAGGCAGAGUUGGCGUUGGGCAGACGCUGCCGAGAGCUGCAGGACGCGGCGGAGUUGCAGGACUCCGCGCCGCUCCAUUCAUUAAGUAGCUGCGGAGGACUGUGGCGGGACGCCGACGCUGCCCACUCGCAAACUUCAGCACGCAGACGCACGCCAGCCGUGCGCUUCCCGGGCAGCGCAGCGCUGCAAAAGUUCCUGCUCGGGAUUUGGCUCUCUUCCCCUUGGACUAGCGAACAGUUUGGGCUUGAGAGGAAAGCAGAGGCGCCUAGAGGGGAAACCUAUCCGCGCCUGCAGUUGGAACUACUCGGCCGCCGCGUCCCGAGCCCGCAGUUCCGCUCCUGAGCAGCGGCGGCCCGCAGCGUCCCGGGAAGCUCUCCGCUGCCAGCGCCAUGCAAAACUACAAGUACGACAAGGCGAUCGUCCCCGAGAGUAAGAACGGCGGCAGCCCCGCGCUCAACAACAACCCGAGGAAGGGCGGCAGCAAGCGGGUGUUGCUCAUCUGCCUCGACCUCUUCUGCCUCUUCAUGGCGGCUCUGCCCUUCCUCAUCAUCGAGACAAGCACCAUUAAGCCUUACCGCCGCGGGUUUUACUGCAACGACGAGAGCAUCAAGUACCCCCUGAAAGUCAGUGAGACCAUAAACGACGCUGUGCUCUGUGCCGUGGGGAUCGUCAUCGCCAUCCUGGCGAUCAUCACAGGGGAAUUCUACCGGAUCUAUUACCUCAAGGAGAAGUCCCGAUCCACCAUUCAGAACCCUUAUGUGGCCGCUCUGUAUAAGCAAGUGGGCUGCUUCCUCUUUGGCUGUGCCGUUAGCCAGUCCUUCACAGACAUCGCCAAAGUGUCCAUCGGGCGCCUGCGGCCUCACUUCCUGAGCGUCUGUAACCCCGAUUUCAGUCAGAUCAACUGCUCCGAGGGCUACAUUCAGAACUACAGGUGCAGAGGAGAAGACAGCAAAGUACAGGAGGCCAGGAAGUCCUUCUUCUCGGGCCACGCCUCCUUCUCCAUGUUUACUAUGCUGUAUCUGGUGCUCUACCUUCAGGCCCGCUUCACCUGGCGAGGGGCCCGCCUGCUGCGGCCCCUCCUGCAGUUCACUUUGCUCAUGAUGGCCUUCUACACGGGAUUGUCACGUGUAUCUGACCACAAACACCAUCCCAGCGACGUCCUGGCAGGAUUUGCCCAAGGAGCUCUGGUGGCCUGCUGCAUAGUGUUCUUCGUGUCUGAUCUCUUCAAGACUAAGGCGACCCUCUCGCUGCCGGCCCCCGCUCUCAGGAAGGAGAUCCUGUCGCCUGUGGACAUUAUCGACAGGAACAACCACCACAACAUGGUGUAGGUGCUGCGGCUCCAGAGCGUUUGGUUUCUCUGAAGUGACCGCUGACAGCGUGUUUCUGCUGCUCUCCCAUCUCAUCUGACAGUAGAAUGUAGGGAAAAGCUUUUUUGCCCGAUGGAUUUUGAAAACAUUUAAAGAAAAGAAAAAAAAAAAAGCCUUAUCUUGUGGCCUUCCCAAAUAGGUUGUUUGCCUGUGUGGAGACAACAGGGCCGGCGGCCUGAGUCCUGGCUGUGCGUGGGCUAGUGUUCAUGUUCUAGUGAGCACAGGCCUGUCAGGAGCAAAAAACACUAGAAUGAUUGAGCAGAGGCUGUGGUCGCCUUCGGUGACCUGAGAAAUCCCAGACCAGUGAGAACAGCUCCAGCUCCUGUGUUGCAUACAAGGCUCAGACCAGCACCAAAUCAGCCCCUCUGCCUGACCCACUUCUACUGUGACUUUGGUUCAAGGAAGUUUUGCGUUUUGAGAUACCAGGAAUGAGUGCUUUGGCUCAGAGUGGUCAGAACCCUAAUCCAAAUUCCUGGUGCUGAGGCCUCUGUCAUCUCCCCCCAUCCCCAGGCUAACAACCACAGGCCCUCACUUUUAGAGAUUAGGAGACCCUUUGUGGAAGAGUGAACUUCACAAACAGCACAAGUUCAGAGGACCCAGAGGGUGUCUUCUGAUGCACCGUACUGUGACGCGGAACUGCCACUGCAGGAUCAAUCACCGGGCACUUGCACAUGUAGAAACGGUUAGACUUCGGUUACUGCCGUCCCCUUGAGGUCCUUGCUGGGUGCGUAGCGGGAUCUCAGAUGGGGGGCCAAGGAUGAGCACAGGUGUGGUCGGACUCUGGCUGACCAAAGGAGCCUCGGUAAAGAGACAGGAAGGGGAGGGAAAGGGCAGAAUGAAAAAAAAAAAAAGAACCAACUUUUUGGCUCCUUGGGAUCA
Molecule: messenger RNA, 2340 nt
Organism: Alexandromys fortis (reed vole)
Lineage: Eukaryota; Metazoa; Chordata; Mammalia; Rodentia; Cricetidae
Gene: Plpp3
Product: phospholipid phosphatase 3
Exons: 6
Coding region: 484-1422 (312 amino acids)
Biological process (GO): phospholipid metabolic process; phospholipid dephosphorylation; signal transduction
Cellular component (GO): plasma membrane
Molecular function (GO): sphingosine-1-phosphate phosphatase activity; phosphatidate phosphatase activity
Source: RefSeq, a predicted model, not a curated record